UUUCGCCCGAGAAAUUAUGACGCCUUGCCCACAGGUUUCUUCCGCCGAGGCAUCAUGACAGCAGGCACUGCUCAAAUCCGCAGGCCUCGAAGUGCUGGGCACCAGAGCACCAGAGCGUGUGGUACUGUGGUGCUCCAGGAGAGCUCCGGAGGUCGUCAUCGUCAAUCCUUCUCCCGGGAGGGCGGCGCCGCGGGACCGGACGUCCCACCGGGCGUGGGAUGCUUCCGCGCAAAGACUGCGCUGGCGCCUCCUGAAAAUUGCGCACAUAAACCCCUGGCGCGCGCGUGCGCGUCAACCGUGCGGCCGUCGCAAGAAAACUCAUCCGCAGGGGAACCGACGGGGAGGGAGGCACACGCCCCGCACGUCCCCGGAGAAGAUAUUCGAGGCCGACGCCGCGGCCACGCCCUGGGAGCAGGAGGAGGCGGCAACAGGAGAGCAAGACAGAUCGCCGUGACCGCCAACGAGGAGAAGGGCGAGGAGGGGGGCGUGGAGCGACGACAUCGCGCUCGCAGAGGGCCGAGGCGGCACCUCCCGCGCGCCCUCGCAAAAAAAAAGCGCAGUUCGCGCGCGCGCCCCAGCGGCGCGCAGAGAGAGGGGGGGGGGAAGCCAGGGCUCCGAGGCCAGGCCCCCCUCGCGGGCAGGCAGCGGGUCCUGAGGGCCGGCCGCCCCUGCUCGUGCUUCCUAACCUCCGCCUCGACUUUCCCUCGCGACGACGAAGGGGGCCUGGCCCCGCCCCGCUCGAGAGGCGAGGCCUCGGUCGGGUCCCGGGCGCGUGCGCUCUUACGCGCACGCGCGCCGUGCAGCGGGGGGAAGAGGCGCGCCCGGCCGGUCAGCACCGCUCCGAGCGCGCGCCCCGCGGCGAGACCGCGAGAGCCGCCGGCGUGCACAUUUGUGUAUAGCUGGCGCGCGAGAGCCGGGCUAGUCUGUGCCAAGCAAGAGGCCAGAAAACAUCGCGGCACGAAGCUGCGCUCCUUCUCCCUUCGGGACUGAAGAUCUCUGGAGAGUCGCGCGAUCCGUUCGAGCCCUGCCCAAGCGGGCGGGCGCACAGAACAGCAAGAAAGAGCAAGGAUGGGCUCGCGGAGGAGAAAAAGAGAGAAAGAGGGAGGAGGAGAUACAGAUCGCCCCAGAGGCAGGAGCACUCGGCAGAGGAUGCGUGCAAGAGCGGGCGUGUGCUGGUCCCGAGACCGCAGAAACGGCAGCGGUGCUCUCCGCGGGGCAGAAAACUCGCAGGGGCAGUGGCGGCCCUGUGGCGGCCGCCGGGGCGCCUCCCUCGGCUGAACUGCUGCAGCCUGCCCACACCAGACCUGCAGAGCCUCAGCUCUGGUGCGCGCGGGGGAAACAAUUAGUUGGGACGGAGCAGGCUCGUCCGCCGCGGCACCCCCAGGCCGCCGAUCGCCGUCUCCCGAGAGGCUGGGGAACAGCACCUGCAUGGGCGGAGCUUGGCAAGUAUGCCUGCUGAGGGAAGAGGGGGGUGAUACAACCUCGAGUCCAACCCAGCGGCUGAGACGGCGCAUGUCUGGAGAAGCGCCC
This is a messenger RNA of Prorocentrum cordatum, 1530 nucleotides long. The record is from the annotation of a GenBank genome assembly. NCBI's taxonomy places the organism in Eukaryota, Dinophyceae, Prorocentrales, Prorocentraceae.